CCCGACCGAAGGAAGGCCUUUAUUCUCUACGAUAGAAUACGUAAAGCUAGUACCUAUCUAAGAUAUAAGAACUCGAUAGAAUUUAACUUUCCUUAUACUUCGUCGGAUAAAAUAUCUACGUACUAUCUUUACGUCCUUUUAUACAGAGAGGCGAAGCUUCUUAAGAAGUUCUUCUCCUAUAAGGAAAUAGAAGCUACGAAGAAGGAGAAGGAUAAAAAGCUUAACGAGGUUAAGAUAGACCUAAUUAGUAAUACUAAGAAGUAG
This is a messenger RNA of Penicillium diatomitis, 264 nucleotides long. RefSeq lists its product as uncharacterized. The transcript is spliced from 3 exons. The record is from RefSeq and is a predicted model, not a curated record. The annotation marks the transcript as partial. NCBI's taxonomy places the organism in Eukaryota, Fungi, Ascomycota, Eurotiomycetes, Eurotiales, Aspergillaceae.